ACUGCCCUCCCCCUCCUCUCAUCACCACCAAGAUUCCUCGGAUGAGAAUUCCUCCUGGUUUGAUUUCGUCACUACUAGCCAACGAUCGCCUUGUUCGAGGCUUCAUCCUCGCAGUUGCCCCCCAUGGAGGACAGGGCCCAAUUCGAUAUCAAUGAGUCGCUCAAGUAUUACUUGAGUGACCCUGCCUCUGUCCCGACCCCCGAAGCCGACCCAGAGCUACUGGACUGUGAAACUGAUCCCGAUCAAAUAUCGGCCUCGCUGGUUGAUAAUGUGUUAAAUCCCAUCGUUGAUGGGGUCGCGGAGAGCCCCGAAGGACUGGCGCGGCCGGCCUUCUUUGACUCGAUGCAAUUUUUACUCAAAUACUCUUCCUUUCUUCCGACGAAAUCCCUAAGCAAGCUUCUCGACCUGAUCGUCUCGGGGCUGUCAGUCGAAGCAGAUACCAUUCACACCGAUCUCGAGUCCGAUGAACAAGAUGUCAUUCAGCAACACAAGCAGCUGCUCGAAAUGUAUGGGUUCCUUCUGCAGUGGGCCCUUUCAGCAGUCGAAGUCAAAGCAGCAGAGAAACCCGCCGAGGCAGCCCCCGCUCGGCGCGGGGCCGGAAAAUCCAGGUCGAAGAUGGCCAAGGAUGGUCAUUGGGACUGGACAACCCAGAUCCAGAUAUCCAUGGAGACGAUGUGCAAGGUAAUGAAGCUCAAACUAGGCAAGAUAUUCAUGACUACGUCAGACCGCGACACCUUCAUCAACCUAUUCACCCGCUCCGUUUAUCUCAUCCUCGAAAGCGAGCAGCGCGUGAAGAACAUGACCAUCCGAAUGCAUGCUUUCAAGGUCUUGUGUAUUGCGGUCAAACAUCAUGGCCAUGCUUUUGGAGCCCAGACGUCAAUUGUGCAAAGUUUGACAUACUUCGAGCAUCUUUCCGAACCAAUGGCCGAGUUUUUACACAUCCUUGCGGAGCAAUAUGAUUACCCCCAGCUUUCAGAUGAGAUUCUCAAGGAACUCGGGAACAAAGAAUUCAAUUCAAACGAUACGCGCGGUCCAAAGUCGGUGUCUGCAUUUAUCGUGAAGCUCUCUGAGCUUGCCCCACGCCUCAUUAUCAAACAAAUGACUCUGCUCGCAAAGCAGCUUGACAGCGAGUCAUACACGCUCCGUUGCGCAGUCGUCGAGGUGUGCGGAAAUCUGAUCUUUGACCUCAGCCGGCAAGAAGAGCGAAGUGACAACUACAAGACGCAAAUUAAUGCCUUUUUCGACGUCCUCGAGGAACGCUUCCUGGAUAUCAACCCUUACUGCCGGUGCCGAGCAAUCCAAGUGUAUAUGAAGGUUUGCGAUCUUGAACAGAAGUUCCCAAAGAGGCGACAGGCUGUUUCAGAGCUGGCGGCAAGAAGUUUGGAGGACAAGAGCAGCAAUGUACGACGUAACGCCAUCAAGCUACUCUCAAAGCUGGUCUCUACCCAUCCGUUCAGCAUUAUGCAUGGUGGGCAACUUUCACUCAGCGAGUGGUCAGGCAGACUGGAUGCCGUUGAUGCCGAACUCAAUGCCCUGAGACCGCCGGAAACACCCGGAUUUGAUGGCGAAGCGACGCAUGUUGACAGCGAAUUAUUGGAUGACGCCACCCAACUGCCUGACGACUCACCAUCCAAAGCACCGCGCAUGACAGACGAGGAGAAGGUGGCUGCAGUGAAAAAGGCUGCUGAACAAGCAGCGACUUCCGAAUUGCUUGGACGGCUACAGUUGACCAGAAAAUAUUAUAACGAGGCCAUCCGAUUCGUUGAGGUGCUCCAUUCCGCUUCUACCGUGGUCUCCCAGCUCUUAUCAUCGAGAAACAAGAGCGAAGCCAUUGAAGCUAUGGACUUUUUUGUGGUUCUUGACGCUUACAAGGUUGAAACCUCCCGGAGUGGCAUUCGCCGUAUGCUCCGACUCAUCUGGACGAAAGGCAAUAGCGAUGAAGGCAAAGGGGUUCAGACUCACCUUAUCGACUGCUACAAGGGACUUUUCUUUGAAGCGCCAACUUCCUUCACCCCCAACGAUGCUGCAAUCUACAUUGCUCGAAACAUGAUCAGUCUGACUUUUGGCUCCACGCCGGCCGAGCUUACUUGCUUGGAACAAUUGAUCAGUACAAUGAUGAAAGCUGGUAAUAUUCCAGAGUCUGUUGUCUCCAAAUUAUGGCAAGUGUAUGGUGUCCAGAAGAAGGAAAUUUCAAAGACUCAGCGCCGCGGUGCUAUAAUCGUUCUUGGAAUGCUCGCUUUGGCCGAUCCGGAAGUAGUCAUCAAAGAGAUCGAAACGAUACUACGGAUCGGGCUCGGUAACCUAGGAAGGACCGAUCUCGUUCUCGCCAGAUACUCGUGCGUUGCUCUACGAAGGAUGGUACCAGGCCGCCAGGCCAAAAAUAAGGACACGGGCAUACCUAAGCUUGCGAACGACCACCCGAUCUUGACCAAACUCGCGGACAUGGUUGAGGCCAUUUCGGAUAGCAAAGAGUGGUAUGGGGUUGCAGAGCAAGCUAUUGGGGCAAUUUACGCGCUCUCCAAGCAUCCGGAUGUUCUCUGCUCUGAUAUUCUCAAGCGCAAGACCAAGUUUGUCUUCCAGCCACAAAUACAGCGCUCACCUUCAAAUGCGGACGAAGGAGAGGAACAGCGGCCCGGAACUGCGUCAAGCGACGGCGAAGGCUCCAAACUCAAAACCUCCUCCGCUGCAUUGUCACAGCUGCUGUUUGUCGUUGGCCAUAUUGCCAUCAAACAGAUCGUGCACUUGGAGUUGUGUGAACUUGAUUUCAAACGCCGCAAAGCAGAGCAGGAGAAGAAUAAGGUAUCCACAUCGGCUCAAGACAACGACGCUGAGAAGGAUGAAUUGGACCUUAUUGGCGGGACAACUGAGGACGAUUUCACAGACGCCAUGGCGCAUAUCCGGGAACGAGAACUGCUCUAUGGAGAAAACUCGCUUUUGUCGAAUUUCGGCCCUCUUGUCGCCGAAAUCUGCGCCAACAGCAAUAUAUACUGUGACCGGAAUCUCCAGGCAUCAGCGACCUUGUGCCUGGCAAAGUUGAUGUGUGUCUCAGCAGAAUACUGCGAGAAGAACUUGCCCUUGUUGAUCACAAUCAUGGAGCGAUCUGAAGAUCCCACCGUCCGCAGCAAUGCAGUGAUCGCCCUAGGCGACAUGGCUGUGUGCUUCAACCAUCUGAUCGACGAGAACACAGACUUCUUGUAUCGUCGACUCAACGAUGAUGAUGCGUCUGUCAAGCGCACAUGUCUUAUGACCCUUACCUUCCUCAUCCUUGCCGGUCAGGUCAAGGUCAAGGGACAGCUGGGCGAGAUGGCCAAGUGCCUGGAAGACGACGACAAGCGGAUUGCCGACUUGGCUCGCAUGUUCUUCACUGAAUUGGCGAGCAAGGACAACGCCGUGUAUAACCAUUUCGUCGACAUGUUCAGUCUCUUAAGUGCCGAGCGAAACCUGGAGGAGGCUUCACUUAGACGCAUUGUCAAGUUCCUCAUUGGAUUCGUUGAAAAGGAGAAACACGCUCGGCAAUUAGCCGACAAGCUCGCUGCCCGACUUCCCCGGUGUGAAACAGAGCGCCAAUGGAACGACGUGGCAUACGCACUGUCUCUGCUCCCGCAUAAGAACGAAGAUAUCACAAAGACAGUGACGGCAGGCUUCAACAAAGUUGUCUCAGCGAACGCUUAGGCUGAAUGUUACAUGCUGUCUUUGCUGGUUAAGUUUUUGAGGGGUCUGGUCGGAAUGGUUUGCUUUAUUCAGAUAUAGGGGCGCAAGAUUUGUCAUUGGUGAUGGUGUUAUUAUGACUUUACAGCGUUGGAUCAACGUGCUUCAUGAAUUUAUGUUCCUUUCUAUGUAUUUACUUCUUAAGAUAAUCCUCAGUGAAUACUUUCUUG
Molecule: messenger RNA, 3878 nt
Organism: Aspergillus campestris IBT 28561
Lineage: Eukaryota; Fungi; Ascomycota; Eurotiomycetes; Eurotiales; Aspergillaceae
Product: condensin subunit YCS4
Exons: 6
Coding region: 124-3672 (1182 amino acids)
Biological process (GO): mitotic chromosome condensation; mitotic cell cycle; meiotic chromosome condensation
Cellular component (GO): nucleus; condensed chromosome, centromeric region
Molecular function (GO): histone binding
Source: RefSeq, a predicted model, not a curated record